AUGGAAGGGGGUGUCGGCUUAGAAGAGAUUGUGACGUCGUAUUGCUUCCGUAGAGCAGCGAUUAAUACGGCUGAUGGUAUGGCCUCUGAUACCAAGCACGAUCAAAUGGCACGCCGUGACCCCGGUCGUGGUGUCUUUAAUGGUUUGUAUCUGAAUGAACGUUUUGACUUCAAUUCUCAAGCCGCCUAUCUCGAGGAAGAUGUCUCUGAGGAUGGCCUUACACUGGCGUUUGCCCACAUGAGCCUUCGCUGCCACCCGGGUGCUCCCUCAGGAGUGCCUUCAGACUUGUUGCGUCCGCUUCUGGCAGCAGACCCCGGAAAUAUCUGGUGGAUUGGUCCUUGA
Messenger RNA from Lachnellula hyalina, 342 nucleotides. RefSeq lists its product as uncharacterized. The coding region runs from base 1 to 342 and encodes 113 amino acids. NCBI's taxonomy places the organism in Eukaryota, Fungi, Ascomycota, Leotiomycetes, Helotiales, Lachnaceae. The record is from RefSeq and is a predicted model, not a curated record. The transcript is spliced from 2 exons.